Messenger RNA from Pollicipes pollicipes, 2213 nucleotides. RefSeq names its product phosducin-like protein. The transcript has 8 exons. Lineage: Eukaryota; Metazoa; Arthropoda; Thecostraca; Pollicipedomorpha; Pollicipedidae. Gene Ontology annotation, biological process: regulation of G protein-coupled receptor signaling pathway. Bases 324 to 1187 code for a protein of 287 amino acids. The record is from RefSeq and is a predicted model, not a curated record.
UAUCUGCAAAAGUGUAUAUAACAAUGGUUAUCAUACACCUUUACAGGGCCUCUGUUAGAAAAGGGAUCAUCUCAAUGUCCAUUCCACUGGGCUCCUCAAUGAACAUGCUGGCAGGCAUGAAUGGAAAGAAAACAAGCAAACAUUGACAACUCAAGAUAAAGUGUGCCAGAUUCAGUGCUGUUGUGUUUUUGUGGAGUGACUGAAGGAGUGUGUUCACCAAUGGCUGUGCAUGAAGCUUUGUGCCCAUUCAGCCCUCUCCUUACCAAGACUGGCUGUGCCUGUGCAGAGUUCUGACCAGUAACCUGUGCACCAUAAGGCUAGCCAUGGCAACUCUGGAUGACAAGCUGCUGGGUGAGAAGCUGCAGUACUACUGCAGCUCCAGCGAGGACGAGGGCGCCGACAGCGCGGACGAGGGCGCCGGCAGUGGGGACGAGGGCGCGCCGGCCGCGGCCGAGCCCGCCGCCCCACCCCCGCCGGGUGACGCCUGGGCCGGCUCCUCCACCAACACGGGGCCGAAGGGUGUGAUUAAGGACUGGCAACGCUUUAAGCAGUUGGAGGCCGAGAAGAGGGCAGCACAGUCGCUGGAGAAGAUGCAGCUGGCCAAAAAGUUGACCAUGACGUGCCGGUCACACUUGGAGGAUGACCGGGAGAAGCGGGAGCAGCAGCAGCUGGAGGAGGAGCUCGGCAUGCUGGAGGACGACGAGGUGCUGCGCGAGUUCAUCCAGCGCCGCAUGCAGGAGAUGGCCGCGGUCCGGCAGCACGGCCCCAAGUUCGGGCACCUGAUCGCGCUGGACUCCGCGGAACACUUCCUUGACGCCGUCGACCAGGAGGAGAAGGACGUGAUCGUGAUCGUCCACGUCUAUGACGAGCGCACGCCCAGCUGCUGCACGAUGAACGCCUGCCUGGCCACCGUCAGCCAGCAGUACCCGGGCUACAAGUUCUGCAAGCUGCGUGCCAGCACGGCCGGCGUCAGCAGACGCUUCAGUGACUCGGGCGUGCCAGCACUGAUCGCCUACAAGGCCGGAGCCGUGAUCGGCAACUUCGUCCGCAUGGAGGACGAGCUGGGUGACGACUUUUGCGCCGGCGACGUGGAGAACUUCCUCAUCGAGCACGGGCUGCUGCAGGACCGCUCCUGCGCGCCAGCCUGUAUCCGGAGUAAGGCGACCGAUAGCGACGACAGCGACUAGCGGCCGGUCCACGCCCCAGGGCCGGACAGGGGGGACGCACUGCGGCCGACCCCGGGUCACGUGACGCGUCCUAACGCCAGGGAGUGCGGUCACGUGGCCGGGCCGGGUGGAGGUGGCCACAAGACUGAAGCCGCGGCGGGCCGGUCGAGGGAACUGUCGCUUACCCACCGCGUAGCUCUCACGUGGCUUUACGCCAGAGGCACAUGGACACUUGGCCUGUCCUUGUGGUGUGAGCGGUGCGAACUCUCCGUGCUCCGACGCGAGAGUGCAUUAAUGCCCUCGUCGCGCGACGACGCAGCGCGACGCGGCAGGAGGUCACGGCCUCCGCGGUGAUCUCAAUGUGUCCGUCUCCCGGAAGCACGCCACGCCCAUUCCCGGAGCGGGCUGAGGUGGUGACGCCUACGUGCCGACAGCUCCGCCGCCGCGAGGUCGUGUAUCAUUCAGGUGUCGACCCGCGCUGAAUGAGCCGCGAUAGGGAAGCUAUUUGUAACCCGUAGUGAGAGGAACAGACGGGCGGCCGGCACUGAGAACGGCAGGCGCCGAUAAGUGCGGCCAGUUUCUUUGGAAGGCAGGAGGUUGUGGCCUGUUCCCCGGAUCUCUCAUUAUGGAUGGUUUUGACGCAUUCUGCGCUGCGCAGUGCUGAAAGGCUUGAGCUUCGCUUGAUGUAGACAGUGACGUUUUUCAUCAGCUCAGGCAAGCCUGGUUGGAACAGGUGUAGAACAAUCUUGGUACACUAUUGUUUACGAUCUUGAAGACCGUAAGAAUCCUCGUACUUUACGUUAUCUAGUCUGCAUAUGACGUGAUGUGUUUGUGAGGUAGGUGUUGUGCUUCUCCCAUAUUUGAAGAAUUGUGCUGUCUGUCGGAUUUCGUGAAUUUUUUUGAUGACUUAAUACAAUACUUCGUUGGACUGAUCCGUCAAAUAGUGUUGGGGCGUACAAGUGGAUUUAAGUGGUUGAUUGACGUAUUUUGCUUCGCCCUGGCCACACCCGCAAAUACUAGAAAAUACACGGCGUGGCAAUGACUUCA